GUUUUUUGAACGCUUCCUUACAUAACUAGGCAAUCGUGAGCGGCAUUUAAAAUUAAACUGAAUUUGUGUUUGAAAGGGAUGUUCGGAAUUGAAUAAUUUAAAUUAUAUUAAGGGAGAUGAUUUUGUUUGUGUUUGCCGAGUUUAUUUUUCUCUGCAAUGGUUAUAGUUAGCAUUUUACGAUAAUGGAUCCCUCUUAAGAAUUUUUUCCGUGCCAGACACUUUAAAAGGUGUAUACUUUUAGAGAAAACCAAUUUAUUGAUGAAAUUAUUAGUGAUACUGAUUAAGUUUUUUGUUUAAACCUCUUAAUUUGAUGUGCAGUAAUUUAUUUGCAUUUGGGGUAUUUCUACCUUGGAUGAAUAAACAUUUUAUGGGCUUUGAUUUUAAACUGUUUUUUUUUUAAAUUAUACUUUUAAGUUAAUAGCUGUAGUGUUGUAAUUGAACUUUUUGUGUUUGUGUAUUAAUUUUCUGAACAAAUGUUCGUGGACGAUAUGUUUACUUCAUUUUUUAUGUCAUAUAGUAAAUAGUCUGAAAUACAUAAAUUAUUUAAUGUGUGAACUUGUAUAAGUCGCUCGUAAUCUGUCUCUGAAUCAAUGGCAGCGAAAUUAAAUAGUUUAGCCUCCAAGUAUCGGCAGUUGGCCGAUAGAUAUAUGAAUAAAAAUUUGCCAGGAAAGGCGUUCAUUCACUAUUUAUUAUCACUUCAGUUAAUGCCUGAAUGGAAAAAUGAAUUAAGAAGUUCAUUUUCUUCUGCACUUUGUUCACUAGGCAAAAUCUUAGAACAUGAAGAAAGGUAUAGCGAUUUAUUCACUUCAUAUGAACAGGCUUUGGCGGUUUUUCCUAAUGAUGAGGUGAUUCUGAAUAAUUUGGGAGCUCAUUUAUGCAGGCUUCAUCAGUUAAAAGAAGCUUUAGUUUAUUUCAAGAAGGCUUUACAAGUAAAUCAAUACUACUUACCAGCGUAUCGCAAUCAAGAAAUUACCAAAAGCCAUUUGGUCGAACGUUGGCAUUUCCGUAUGCUGAAUGAUUCAGUCAGAAAUGAAUCUUACUACAGAGCAAUCAGUAACAAAAUUCGAAAUGGUUUCAAGACUGUUCUUGACAUUGGUACUGGUACAGGACUUUUAAGUAUUUAUGCGAGUAAAGCUGGGGCUACAAGCAUCUAUAGUUGCGAUUACUCUCCAACAAUGAUUUCAAUUGCAGACAAAGUUCUCAAAGCCAAUCAUUUGAAAGAUUCUAUCGUCCUCAUCAAUAAACUUUCUGAUGAACUCAGCAUACCUGAAGAUAUUCCAAACAGAUUAUCUGUGGCUGUCACUGAAACUUUUGAUGGUGGUCUUCUUGGGGAACAUAUUUUGCAGACAUUAAUUCAUGCUUGGGAUAAUUUAUUGGAGUCGAAAAAUAAUGAUGAUGGACAAAUUUUUGAUAGAGUGAUACCUCAAGGAGCUGUGGUCUUCGUAACUCCAAUAGAAAGUCUUGAAGUAGCCAGAAAAAAUUAUAUUGUGCAUUCAAAUCGUAUUGAAAGACGCAGUUUUACAGAAGGUCUUGAUUUAUCAUUACUCCAGUCGUACACUUAUUCUACUGAACCAUACGAUACUGAAAAUUUAAAGAAUAUUUGUUUUAAACCCCUCGCGCCGAUGCAGAAACUCUUCGAAUUUGAUUUCAAUAAUGCAACGCAGUUGAAGAGGUUUUUUAAUGGAGAUGAAAACAAAAUUUUCAAGAUUGAUUUAAAGGAAGAUGGAUAUUUCGAUGCUUUAGCCAUUUGGUUUGAGUUGAUGUUAGAUUCUGAAAUAAUGAUUACAUCUUCUCCGUUAUCACAGAAUCGCUGCUGCUGGGAGCAAGCAAUCUUUCCAAUUAAGAAACAGUGUUUCGUCAGUAAAGAACGUUCUAUUUCCGUAUCUGCGUCAUGCAAAGAUGGUAUACUUUCUGUUAAUACUGACACAAAUAGUAUUGAAAAUUCUAAAGCAAGUUUACCUCAGCCUUUAAUACGUUUCAUGAAUUGUGAAACAUUAUUACUUGUGUAUGUACAGCUAUUUAAUCACAUUAGAAAUGGGUUUAAUGAAAUUUCAUUACUAGAUCUAUGUUGGUUUCCCUAUGUUUCUUUAUUAGCAAGUAAAUAUUUCAAUGGAACAGUACAUUUUUCUAGUCAACAUUUGGAGGAUUUAGAUGUUAUAAUAGAAUCAUUAGAUUCUAAAAUUAAUAAAAACAAAAUAAAACAUCUAGAAUGGUCUGAAAUGUUAACCUUGCUUGAGCAGCCAAAUGUCAAAUAUGAUGUAAUUCUGUUAGACAUUUUGACGACAGCUGGGGAAAUAGAUGAGGAAGUCAUAUCAUUGGUGCCUGUAUUAAGGAAUCUACUCACCUCAAAUGGAUUAUUGUUACCAUCGAAAUUGACAAUAAAUUGUAUGUUAGUUUUUUCUGAAGAAUUAGCUGAUUUAUCCAUCAUGAAUCCAGACAAAGAUGAUUUGAACAUUGCCGAACACAUAAAUGAAUAUAAGGUUUCUCAUAUGGUUGAUUUCAAAUUCGAAGAAUUGGAAUUUCAUGAAAUGUCUAUUUGCUUUGAUAUAGCAAAUUUAGAUAUGAAUAAUAUUGUAAAUGAACCAAGUCUCUUUGAAAAAGAAUUGGAAAUUUGCAAACCAGGCUGUAUUAAUGCUGUUUUAUAUUGGUUUUCUGUGAACUAUACACCUGACAUUAGUUUUUCAACUAGAUCUCCAGAUUCACAUAUAAAUCAGGCUGCUGCGUUACUGGAUAACCCGAUUAACAUAGAAAAUAACAUGAGGAUUAAACUCUCUUUACAUUACAAUUCAGGUGCGAUGAAGUUUGUAGCAUCAACUUUAAAAAAAUCUGUGAUAGAAAAUUAGCAAAAACAAUUUAUGAAAAUAUUUUUAUUAUUUAUUCUGUCAAUUGAGCCAAUCUUUUUAUUUUAUUAAUAAAGACUUUUUAUGUUUUUUAUAUUU
This is a messenger RNA of Nezara viridula (southern green stink bug), 2939 nucleotides long. NCBI's taxonomy places the organism in Eukaryota, Metazoa, Arthropoda, Insecta, Hemiptera, Pentatomidae. The record is from the annotation of a GenBank genome assembly.